Messenger RNA from Cervus elaphus (red deer), 2680 nucleotides. It is a transcript of the gene DNAJB5, whose product is annotated as DnaJ heat shock protein family (Hsp40) member B5. NCBI's taxonomy places the organism in Eukaryota, Metazoa, Chordata, Mammalia, Artiodactyla, Cervidae. Gene Ontology annotation, molecular function: protein-folding chaperone binding. Bases 227 to 1489 code for a protein of 420 amino acids. Gene Ontology annotation, cellular component: cytosol. The transcript is spliced from 5 exons. The record is from RefSeq and is a predicted model, not a curated record. Gene Ontology annotation, biological process: negative regulation of transcription by RNA polymerase II.
GCGACUCCUGUCCCUAGUGGAGGCGGCGGAGCCAGAGCCGGGGGAGGGGGCAGCGGCUGUCUGACGGACCGCGGCGGCGCCCGCAGCUCCUCACCGGUCCAGCUCCCGCUGCACCGGACAAGGCUUGCUGGGCAAGUGCCCGAGACCCUGAGGAGGUGGCUUCCAGAGCUUCAGCUUUCCAAGCGGGCUCCGGUGGAGCGAUCUGAGGUGAGGGGCUGGGCUGGGCAUGUUUAAGCGCACAGUGCUCUCCUGCCCAUCCCCAGCAGCACCCCCACUACAGGCCCGAGGAGCUUUCCGGAGCUUCCCACACUUCUGGGGAGAAGACUUCUUAGCCAGCUUGAUGUUUAAAAUUCAGCUGGAGCCCUUAAAACUUCGAGCGUGGACGCUGAAUGGGUUUGUAAAGUUUCGAAACAAGGAGACCAGUGCCGGUCCAGUGGCUGUGAUGGGAAAGGAUUACUACAAGAUUCUUGGGAUCCCGUCUGGAGCCAACGAGGAUGAGAUCAAGAAAGCCUAUCGGAAGAUGGCCUUGAAGUACCAUCCAGAUAAGAACAAAGAACCCAACGCUGAGGAGAAGUUUAAGGAGAUUGCAGAGGCCUAUGAUGUGCUGAGUGACCCUAAGAAACGGGGCCUGUAUGACCAGUAUGGGGAGGAAGGCCUGAAGACUGGCGGCGGUUCCUCAGGUGGCUCCAGCGGCUCCUUUCACUACACCUUCCAUGGAGACCCCCACGCCACCUUUGCCUCCUUCUUUGGAGGCUCCAACCCCUUCGAUAUCUUCUUUGCCAGCAGUCGCUCAGCUCGCCCCUUCAGUGGCUUUGACCCAGAUGACAUGGAUGUGGAUGAAGAUGAUGACCCGUUUGGCGCCUUUGGUCGCUUUGGCUUCAAUGGGCUGAGUAGGGGUCCAAGGCGAGCCCCAGAACCACUAUACCCUCGGCGCAAGGUUCAGGACCCACCUGUGGUGCAUGAGUUGAGGGUGUCCCUGGAGGAAAUCUACCAUGGCUCCACCAAACGCAUGAAGAUCACAAGGCGGCGCCUUAACCCUGAUGGGCGAACUGUGCGCACCGAGGACAAGAUCCUGCAUAUUGUCAUCAAACGUGGUUGGAAGGAAGGCACCAAGAUCACCUUCCCCAAAGAGGGCGAUGCCACACCUGACAACAUCCCUGCCGACAUCGUCUUUGUGCUCAAAGACAAGCCCCAUGCACACUUCCGCCGAGACGGUACCAACGUGCUCUACAGUGCCCUGAUCAGCCUCAAGGAGGCGCUGUGUGGCUGCACCGUGAACAUUCCCACCAUUGAUGGCCGAGUGAUCCCUUUGCCCUGCAAUGAUGUCAUCAAGCCAGGCACCGUGAAGAGACUCCGUGGGGAGGGCCUUCCCUUCCCCAAGGUGCCCACCCAGCGGGGAGAUCUCAUUGUCGAGUUCAAAGUUCGGUUCCCAGAUAGAUUAACACCACAGACACGGCAGAUCCUUAAGCAACACCUACCUUGUUCCUAGGCUCUGCCCUAGUCAACCCAGAGUCUACCACAGCAAUACCCCCCACACUCACCCCAUCCAUUGUGCACCCAGCUUGAUGUCCACUGGACACUGGCAACAUUUUCUAAAGUGCAAAAAAAGAAAAAAAAAAAAAAAGCCACUGGUUUUCAGGGGAAAUGUUCCUAUCCCUGACCCGUUUCAAAGCUGGGCUGCCCUGGGGGAGUGGGAGGGAGGUGGGGAGAGCUAGCCCAGGCCAGGGGUCAAUUUUCAUGUCACAACAUUUGAAUCCAGUUCCCACUCCAGUGGCUGAAGAAUGACCUGAGUGCUACUUGAAGAUACAGAGAUUCCUUGUCCACGCCUGUAAAUAGCAUGUCCUCCUUCCCCUCUCAGCUUUGCUCAUACCUCUCCUUUCCCUUCCCUUCAGCUUCCUCCUAUUGAGGGAGGAAGAGGAUAAAAUGGACACGCUUUCCCACCCCAGUCCCACCCUCAAGUCCACAGUGUCCAAGGUUAUCACACACAUAUUCAUGCACACAAAACACAUACCUAGAGCUGUGUGUGCCUCUCCAGGGUUGAGAUAGGAAGGGAAGGUCCAUAACCCAUGAACCGGGCCAUUGAGCACGAGACACUUUUCAUUUGGGGCAGGGAAGUGAAUGGGACCCUCAGCAGCCUUCUUGACAGCUACCCUGCCCAGACCCUGCAGAGCUGGAAGUUCUGUCCUCCCUGCCGCUCCCAGGAAUGUGCAAGGUAGAGAAGGGGAGGGGGCCUGCUGUAUUAAGGCUAAGAGGUGGAGGGCACAGUCUGUCUUCCAACCUUCAUCAGGAAGCAAAAGGGCUUUGGGGUCAGGUGGCAGCUAUUCCCCACCAAGAGAUUCAGGGUCACAGGUUUCUCCCCACACCUCUGAACUCAGGGCCUAGCCACCCCUAAACUUCCAAAUCCCAUUUUUGUGAUAUAUGAAGCUACUUAUUUCUUACCCUUCAUGGAGGCUGCGUGGGGAAUUUCUAGCCCUUUGAUGCCUGUGUGACCCCACCCCACUCCCACAAUUGUAUAAAGGUCAAAUAGUGAAGGAGCUAGGGUAAGACUGCUUCAGCCAGGUUCUGGGAUGGGGUUUUUAGGUUUUCUCACUUUGACAAGCCCUUGAAUGUUUUUAUAGUAGUUUUUUUGUAUUUUUUUGUAAUGACAGUAUUAUGAAAAAAAUAAAGUAUUUUAAAAAUA